AUGGCAGAGCACAGUAUUAUUUUAAGAAAGACUGAAGAAGCUAGACUUGAUCAACUCUAUCAAACUAAGUGUGAUGAAGAUGGGCUGAUGAAUAUCACUUAAUUCUUCUUGCUAGCAAUAGAAAGAAAUAUGAUAUCAAACAAGCAUGGAAUCGAGAUAUUCUAUACUGCAUUUAAAGAAGCUUGUGGACCAGAAAAUGUGUUCCUAGAUAACACUAAGUUUUACUAUGCAAUAGUAUUGUUAUCUAAGGCAUUAUUUGGACAAGAGGAUAAUCCUUUUGAGACAAUGUUUUCAUAAAUGCUCGUAGAUUAAAUUAUGACAAGUGAUAAUAGAUUAAUCGGGGGAAGAGUUCCUAAAAUGGAGGAAGAGACUUUAGAGAUAUUAUCUGAGGAAGCAUUAGUAGUGUAUUUGAACUAUCUUGAUUAGUUGAAGCAGCUAUUUACUUAAUUUGUGCAUACUAAUUUCAAUGCAGGAAAAAGAGUAGUCAGCUGGAGAGAUAUCGAGGAGAAGAAUAUAGUUAUGAUUUGCAGAUGCUUCCUUAAGCUCGCUAGAGUUAAAUUCCUUAUUCCUCAUAUGCUAAACGUUGAGUUCCUGGAAGAGCUUAUUAAAGCUACCAUUCCACCAAUGACUGCUGAUGAAUACUCAUUUUUUGAAGAGUCUCAUGAAAUCAUAAGAACGUAUGAGGCAGAUAAAAAUUACUAAACAACAUAAUGCGAACCAAAAGAUGGAGAACCUGGAUUAUUGUUUCAUGAAUUUAUCUUUGUUCUUGGUAGAAUUGCUUGCAAUUGUGUCAACACCUCAGAUAAUAUAGCGGGAAAAUUGAAUGAUUUCCUUGUAGAAAAACUUAGUUUUCACAGAGCAUAAACGAUUCAUAAAGCACCGAUAAAUUAUGAUGAUGUGACUAGAAAAACAGCUUACACUGGAGGAGUUGGCUCAGACGAGGAGGAUAUUUUCUCAGAUGAAGAGGGUGAUGAUGGAUGGGAAACUGAUUCAGAACUUGAUGAGCAGCAAAAAUUAUUUUAAGAAUUCCUUAAUAAAAAAGCUGAAGAAGAAAAGGACUUUAUACUUGAUUACGAUUAAAUACUUAAUGAACUUGACGGGCUAAUUCCACCUAUCCCUCCAAAGCCUCUUGUUGAUCAAGUUAACCCAAGGCCAUAUAAACUUCCAAGAGUUUUAUUUGGAAAGCAUAUGCCUAAGCCUGAUGAUGAAGGUGAUGGGAAGAAGAAGAAAAAGAAAUAGGCAAAAAAGGCGCCAGCAAGAAAGAAAGAUGAACCACCUCCAAAGCCCAUUAAGUGGGCGGAUGCUCCAACAAAACCAGAACCUUAGACUCUUGAUUUAGUCAGAUAGGCAAGAAAGGAGAUGAUUGAUAAUGUAUUUCCUUGCAAUAUUAGAGGAGAGCAUUGUAACUCCGGAGUGGCACCGUGUUUGAUUAAAGAGGUAUUUUUCCCACCUGAUGCACCUCAUGAAAUUGCUACUCUAAUUGAAUCAGCUAUUGUAUAUUAGAAUUCGGGACAUUAUGAAAUGGCAGUACAUUCUUUUGAGUAAGCUAGAAUACAGUGGAGAUCCACUUUAAAUGUAGCAAAGCUUAGGAAUGAGCUAGAACUAUUCUUUGAGAUGAGUUUAGGUUCUGUAUACGAAUCUUGUGGGAAAGAUGAUAUUGCUUUAAGCUGUUAUAUGAGAGCUAAAAAUAUAAAUUUAGUUUAUAAUCAUCCAGAUAAGGCCUUCCCAUUCUGCGGUUUGGGUAGUGUCCUUUAUCAUAUGGAUGAGCCCGCUUGGUCUUUACGGUGCUACAUGCAAGCGAGGGAAAUUAGAGAGGAAAGACUUGGAGGGGAUACAGUAGAUACUGCAACAGUUUAUAAUAAUCUAGGCUGCUGUAUGUAUAUGCUAGAAAGAAAUCAAGAAUGCUUAGCCUAUUUUGAGCUAGCUCAUGCUAUUUUAGAAUGUGAAUUAGGUCCUUAACAUGAAAGGACAAUGACUGCCUAACGAAAUAUAAUGAAAAGCAAUAGGACAGUUUUAAAUAUAAAACCAGAGUUUAGGUAAUUAUGGACAACUGCUGUACCUCAUCCAGCUCCAAAGAUAAAAAAGAAGAAGAAGGGCAAGAAGGGGAAAAAGAAGAAGUGA
Molecule: messenger RNA, 2121 nt
Organism: Stylonychia lemnae
Lineage: Eukaryota; Ciliophora; Spirotrichea; Sporadotrichida; Oxytrichidae
Source: the annotation of a GenBank genome assembly